Chiroxiphia lanceolata (lance-tailed manakin) is the source of this 2808-nucleotide messenger RNA. Its product is annotated as putative PIP5K1A and PSMD4-like protein. Lineage: Eukaryota; Metazoa; Chordata; Aves; Passeriformes; Pipridae. Gene Ontology annotation, molecular function: phosphatidylinositol kinase activity. Gene Ontology annotation, biological process: phosphatidylinositol metabolic process. The record is from RefSeq and is a predicted model, not a curated record.
GAGCGCGCGCGCUCCAAGAUGGCGGCGGCGGGGCCCGAGUCCGGCGGGAGCAGCGGGAGCAGCGGCGGCUUCGGCGGUUCUUCCACCUUCAAGAAAUCCCUGACUCCUGAGAUGCCGGGAGGUUCCGGGCAGACCAUCCGGAAAGGGCACCGAGGGGUGGAUUCCACGGGGGAAACCACCUACAAAAAGACGACGUCGUCGGCGCUGAAGGGCGCGAUCCAGCUGGGGAUCACCCACACCGUGGGCAGCCUGAGCACCAAACCCGAGCGCGACGUGCUCAUGCAGGACUUCUACGUGGUGGAGAGCAUCUUCUUCCCCAGUGAGGGCAGCAACCUCACCCCGGCCCAUCACUACAACGACUUCCGGUUCAAAACCUACGCCCCCGUCGCCUUCCGCUACUUCCGGGAGCUCUUCGGGAUCCGCCCCGACGAUUACCUGUACUCCCUGUGCAGCGAGCCCCUCAUCGAACUCUCCAACUCGGGCGCCAGUGGCUCCCUCUUCUACGUGUCCAGCGACGACGAGUUCAUCAUCAAGACCGUGCAGCACAAGGAGGCCGAGUUCCUGCAGAAGCUGCUGCCUGGCUACUACAUGAACCUGAACCAGAACCCCCGGACUCUCCUCCCCAAGUUUUACGGGCUCUACUGCGUCCAGGCGGGCGGGAAGAACAUCCGGAUCGUGGUGAUGAACAACCUCCUGCCCCGCUCGGUGAAGAUGCACCUCAAGUACGACCUCAAGGGCUCCACCUACAAGCGCAGGGCCUCCCAAAAGGAGAGGGAGAAGGUCUUCCCCACCUACAAGGACCUGGAUUUCAUGCAGGACAUCCCCGACGGGCUCUUCCUGGACUCGGACAUGUACAACGCCCUGUGCAAGACGCUGCAGAGGGACUGCUUGGUCCUGCAGAGCUUCAAGAUCAUGGAUUACAGCCUGCUGGUGGCCAUCCACAACAUGGACCUGGCGCAGCGGGAGCAGGGCCUGGCCGACGGCGCGGCCCCGGCGGACACGCGGCGCCCGGCGGCGCAGAAGGCCCUGUAUUCCACGGCCAUGGAAUCCAUCCAGGGAGAGGCCAGGAGAGGGGGAACCAUCGAGACCGACGACCAGAUGGGAGGAAUUCCAGCCCGGAAUUCCCGGGGGGAGCGGCUGCUGCUCUACAUCGGCAUCAUCGACGUGUUGCAGUCCUACAGGUUUGUGAAGAAGUUGGAGCACUCCUGGAAGGCCCUGGUGCACGAUGGGGACACAGUCUCUGUGCACAGGCCCAGCUUUUAUGCUGAGAGGUUCCAGCGCUUCAUGUGCAACACGGUCUUCAAGAAAAUCCCACUGAAAGCCUCCCCUUCCAAGAAGAGCCGGAGCGGGCCCGCGAUUCCCAGACGGAGCUGCCCGGGGGGGAUCCCUGCCCAGCUCCAGGGGGGCUCCGACCCCAAAGCACAAGUGACCACGGAGGCAGACGUGGAGCAAGGGUCCCACCUCGGCCGCCCGGAUCUCCUGCCCCGGACUCUGCCCGUGGACGAAGCCAACAGCGACUCGGUGGCCACCACCCUGUCCACGUCCUCCCUGGGCAGUGGGGGCCUCAAUUCCCCUGCCAACAGCGGCUCCCCCGGCCCCUCCAUCCCCGAGCGCUCCCUGGAGCUGAGGGAGCAGCUCCAGGACCUGCAGGAGACAGAGAUCAGCUUUGUGAGGGCCAAGAUGGUUCUGGAGAGCACCAUGGUCUGUGUGGACAACAGCGAGUACAUGAGGAACGGGGAUUUCCUGCCCACGAGGCUCCAGGCCCAGCAGGACGCCGUGAACAUCGUGUGCCACUCCAAAACCAGGAGCAACCCCGAGAACAACGUGGGGCUCAUCACCCUGGCCAAUAACUGCGAGGUGCUGACCACGCUCACCCCGGACACGGGACGGAUCCUCUCCAAGCUCCACACGGUGCAGCCCAAAGGGAAGAUCACCUUCUGCACCGGGAUCAGAGUGGCCCACCUGGCCCUGAAGCACCGGCAGGGCAAGAACCACAAGAUGAGGAUCAUCGCCUUCGUGGGGAGCCCCGUGGAGGACAACGAGAAGGAUUUGGUGAAGCUGGCGAAGCGUCUCAAGAAGGAGAAGGUCAACGUGGACAUCAUCAAUUUUGGGGAGGAGGAGGCCAACACGGACAAGCUGACCGCGUUCAUCAACGCCCUCAACGGCAAGGACGGCAGCGGCUCCCACCUGGUGACGGUGCCCCCCGGGCCCAGCCUGGCUGAUGCCCUCAUCAGCUCCCCCAUCCUGGCGGGCGAGGGGGGGGCCAUGCUGGGCCUGGGCGCCAGCGACUUCGAGUUCGGCGUCGACCCCAGCGCCGACCCCGAGCUGGCACUGGCUCUCAGGGUGUCCAUGGAGGAGCAGAGGCAGCGGCAGGAGGAGGAGGCCCGAAGAGCUGCGGCCGCCUCGGCCGCCGAGGCCGGGAUCGCGGCCACUGCCGGGGACGAGUCGGACGAUGCCCUGCUCAAGAUGACCAUCACCCAGCAGGAGUUCGGCCGGGCGGGGCUGCCCGACCUCAGCUCCAUGACGGAGGAGGAGCAGAUCGCCUACGCCAUGCAGAUGUCCCUGCAGGGGGCUGAGUUUGCCCAGGCGGAGGCGGCGGAGGUGGACAGCUCUGCCAUGGACACCUCUGAGCCUGCCAAGGAGGAGGACGACUACGACGUGAUGCAGGACCCCGAGUUCCUGCAGAGUGUCCUGGAGAACCUGCCCGGGGUGGAUCCCAACAACGAGGCCAUCCGGAAUGCCAUGGGAUCCCUGGCCUCCCAGGCUUCCAAGGAAAACAAGGACAAGAAGGAGGAGGACAAGAAAUGA